Molecule: messenger RNA, 747 nt
Organism: Daphnia magna
Lineage: Eukaryota; Metazoa; Arthropoda; Branchiopoda; Diplostraca; Daphniidae
Exons: 3
Coding region: 209-706 (165 amino acids)
Source: RefSeq, a predicted model, not a curated record
UCACCGGAUCUAAACCCUAUAGGGCUCUUUGCGAUCAUUUUUCUUUUGCCGUUUUAUCUGGCAACGCAGCAUGGCUGCGUACUUUUGUAGCGCAAUAAUAUAAUGAAUAUUUGGUGCUUCUGCAUCCCAACAGCAAGGCUCUACUGUUUUGACAAAAGUCAAAAGUGUUUCAUGUGUGUUGAAAAAUGUGUUUCUAUUAUUAACUAAAAUGAGAAGUUGUCAUGUUGCUAAGUGUGGACGUAAGAUCAGUGAUGGUGUCAAAUUGUUUCCUUUGCCACAAAACAGUGUUCGUCGUCAGCUUUGGCUUGACAAGAUUAAACGUAGGGAAGCUAAUCGUCAUACCAAAAUCAAAAAUAUCACGAUAUGCUCAAAGCAUUUCUAUGGAGGGAAACCUGCAAAAGAAAUCUACCCGAGGCAUCCAGUUUUUGUGCCAUCAUUGUUGUUAGGGGAUAAGCCACUAAAAUUAAUAGAGUCAACUCACCUUUCUGUAAUUCAGGAUCAUUCUUUGCCGAUUGAUGAGCUUGAUCAACACAACAUUCCAAGUAAUUGCGAAGAGAGUUUAUACACAACCAUGGAAUAUGAAGUUCCCAGCGAUGAGAACCCAUCUGAGACUACAUUACAUCAAGAUUCAUUAUGCCAUGAAAGUCCUUCCCAUUUCACGAACUUCUUUGUAGGUUCCCUAAAAGAUGUAAAGGCAUUAAUUUGAUAGAUAAAAACUUUUUUGUUAUUGAUAUUAUUGGCUGCGAA